Messenger RNA from Capsicum annuum, 609 nucleotides. RefSeq lists its product as uncharacterized. NCBI's taxonomy places the organism in Eukaryota, Viridiplantae, Streptophyta, Magnoliopsida, Solanales, Solanaceae. The transcript is spliced from 3 exons. The record is from RefSeq and is a predicted model, not a curated record. The coding region runs from base 104 to 493 and encodes 129 amino acids.
UAGUUUGUGUUUUGUUUUUAUUUUAUCAUUUUAGAAAAUAAUAUUUUCUUAACUUAUAUUGACGUGCUAGGUUAUUGAUUUAAGCAAGAAUCAUCCUGGAAUUAUGACACUGAAGAGUAUUGACUUGGCUCCAGCAAGUUGGAUGGCUGUUGCUUGGCGUCCAAUUUACUACACGCCGAUGAAGGAAAUUAAAAAAAAUGUGUCAACACAUUUCCUCACCUAUCAUACAAUAUCAUCAAUAUAUCAAGAAAACUUAAACAAUGAAGCAGGAGAAGAUAUCCCGAGGAAAGAUGAUAGAAUUUCUCUUUUACCUUUCGGGCUAGCAUCUUACAAGAUGCAAAGUGAUAUAUGGAUAAACAAGGCUGAAGCCCAUAGAAAGUUUGAUAAUCUUCAAGGUGCUGUUGAUUCUUGGCUAAAGCAGCUUAAUUUCAAUCAUUAUGAUUUUAAUAUUUUCAGCUCAAAGUUCAAUAUGGAUCAUAUUUACUUAUUUUGAAGUAAUUUCAAGAAUGGUCUCAUGUUAUGUUACUAAUUUAAUUUCUUAUUACUUGAGAACCAGUUAUGUGCUAUAUUUGGAUUUUGGUUAAAUGGGAAGCUAUUUUGUAUCCUUUA